Lingula anatina is the source of this 2579-nucleotide messenger RNA. Its product is annotated as apoptosis-inducing factor 1, mitochondrial. The record is from RefSeq and is a predicted model, not a curated record. Gene Ontology annotation, cellular component: mitochondrion; cytoplasm. NCBI's taxonomy places the organism in Eukaryota, Metazoa, Brachiopoda, Lingulata, Lingulida, Lingulidae. Gene Ontology annotation, biological process: mitochondrial respiratory chain complex assembly; apoptotic process. Gene Ontology annotation, molecular function: protein dimerization activity; NAD(P)H oxidase H2O2-forming activity; FAD binding.
UCGCAGUGGAGUUAAAAAAACGUGUAAAGGUUGCGGUGCCUCGGAUUAAUGAAGGUCGACCAUACAACUAGGACAGACGAUGUAUUUCACUGUGUCAACUAAGUUGAAACUGGUCAACCAGGGGUUGACAGCAUUGUACAACCGUCCUCGUACUUUUUGUGGUAUAGCCAGGCCAUACAUCAACAGGACAAUGUCCUGCCAUGAACUGACCAGGGCCCCGUCCAGUCCCACUGUCCACUGUAAGAGAUGGCAGUCCAGUGACAAAGACACCUCAGGGUCUAAACCCCCUUGGCAAAUGGGCGAAUCAGUUACCGAGGGAUUUGGUAUAAAAGAGUUUUUCACACAAGAAGGGAGUAAAGGACGUGAAUUUCUGACAAAUGCUGGAAAGUUUGUAGGAGCAGUGUUUGCAUGUUUUGGUGUAUGGUAUGGUUAUCAGGUAUACAGAUGGAAGAGUGGGAAAUCUGUGUCAUCUCUUCUAAUACUGCCAGAAGAUAAAACAGAAUAUAAAAGAACACCUCUGCCUGUUACACCUUCGGCAAGCAUCCCCAAGAAAGUUCAACACUUGCUGAUUGGGGGAGGUUUAGCCUCCAUGUCUGCAGCUAAUACCAUCACCAAAAAUGACCCCAAAGCUGAGGUACUGAUGAUUUGUGAUGAGACAAUUCAACCAUACAGGCGCCCCCCUCUCUCCAAAGACAUGUGGUACUACACAGAACAAGACAAUGCAAAGGAACUGCUAUGGCAAAACAACAAGGGGAAAAUGAAUCAUCUUGAAUUUCUCCCCAUGGAGGCCUUCAAGGACAUCACAUCCGAUGAACCUGGAGUGAAAGUAGCCAUUGGACAAAAGGUAACCAGUAUAGACGUAGAGAACCAGAAAGUGUCUCUGCAGGAUGGGACAGAAAUUGAUUAUGACAAAUGCCUUAUUGCCACAGGAGGUACACCAAAGAUGCCAGCAUAUUUUGAGGGAGCAGAAGAAGAGGUUAAAAGUAAAACCUCCGUGUUUAGAACUGUUGAUGAUUUUUUCCAUCUAGACCAUAUUUCAAGGACAGCAAAAUCAGUUGCAGUAAUAGGCGGUGGCUUUCUGGGAACUGAAUUGGCUUGUGGCCUUGGGAAUAGGGGGAAAAGUAGUGGCUGCAAGGUGGUGCAAUUGCUAAUGGAAGAAGGUCACUUUGGAGGACUCCUUCCUGAAGAAAUGAGUAAACACUGUAUUGACCUUGUGACCAGUGAGGGUGUUGAAGUGCGGCCGUCGAGCACUGUUACUGGUGUACAGUACGACAAGAAAGAGAACAAGGUUGUGCUACAACUGGGCAAUGAUGAAAAGGUGUUAGUGGAUCACGUGGUGGUAGCAGUAGGUAUCCAGCCUAAUGUGGAGCUGGCAGAGAGUGCAGAACUAGAGGUGGACCCCAUACGGGGAGGCUUCAUGGUCAACACUGAGAUGGAAGCUAGGUCAAACUUGUAUGUGGCAGGAGAUGCUGCAUGUUACUAUGAUCCCAAGCUGGGACGCAGGAGAGUGGAACACGUAGUGCAGGCUGUUAUCUCAGGAAACAUAGCAGGAAACAAUAUGACGGGGAAGAAAGAUUCUUACAAAAAACAGGCAUAUUGGUGGACUGAUCUUGGUCCAAAGUUUGGUUGUCAGGGUAUAGGAUUGGUCAACUCAAAGUUGAAUACUUUUACGUUUCCAUUUCCAAAUGAUGAUCAGAGUGAGCCACCUGCAGGGAAUUACUUGAAUGGUGGAAAAGGAGUGGUGCUUUAUAUGAAAGGCAAGAGAAUCGUUGGGGUUUUAUCAUGGAACAUGUCAUCUGAAAGUCAUAUGGCUGAAGCAGAGAAAGUGAUCAGGGAGCGCAAAGAGUAUGAUGAGACAAGUUUGGCAGAAGUAGCAGUCAGGUUCAGAACUCUAGAGGACACUUGGAAUUUAAAAUCAAAGAACUCAGAGGAAACCACAAAAGAUACAAAGAAUGAACAGAAAUCUCAAGAAAAGAAAUAGAAUAGAUCUCGUCCAGUCCUUUUUCAAGAUAAAAUUUGACCUUCAUUAAGGUUCACGAACUUUUAAGAUCCUAUUGGAAUUGGAAGAUUUAUCAUUCAGAUCUCUUGAAUUAUUGGAUUUUUUUUACUAAUGGCGUGUACUAUCACCAGAGGAAUACUUUUACAUAUUACAUUUUCAGUCGAAUUAUUUUUUCCCAUUAUUAAACAUUUGUUGAAUUGUUGAAUUGUUAACUUCAUCCAACACAGAUCAUGCCAAGUUGAAAUAGCAUUUUUUAAAGACUUUUAAUUGUAACUUCAGAGUAAAUGGAAAGGAUUGAAGAAUGGUAGAAAGACAGGUUUAUUUACAUCUUAUCUAAAUCAUAUCAGAGCAGAAUGUAACUUGCUGCUUUAAGUUUAGCAAGGGGUCAAAGUGUACUAGUAGGCUUGGUAAUGGCUUUAGAGAAUUAUACCGUUUUCAAAAGUGUUGCAAUUACAGCAUAAAGCAUGCUAAUCUGUAGAUUGAAUUAUAACUCGUCGCGAAGUUAUUAAGAGCAUUAACUAUGGAGUGUAUCAAUUUAUUUUCUCAUUGGAAAAUUAUACAUUUUUAAAAUAUUUGUUAA